Acanthosepion pharaonis is the source of this 1512-nucleotide messenger RNA. The record is from the annotation of a GenBank genome assembly. Lineage: Eukaryota; Metazoa; Mollusca; Cephalopoda; Sepiida; Sepiidae.
AUGCAUGAAUAUUCGGCAGUACCCCAACAACAUCCACCCGAAAUUGAGAGUAUUCCGCUUGAUGUUAUUGAAUGUCAACUACCUGCUGUUAAUUCAAUCGGGGAAAACUGGUCGUCAGCUGCAGCAGUCGGGUCGCUAGCAUCUACAAACACAGAUAGAAAGAGAAACUGGAGGAAUAUUGAGAGCAGUGGUAGUCAACAACACAAAAAUCCUGAACUUCAUGCCAGCAACACCAGCGGACAAAUCGCAGAACAAGACACGGGGGCUUCGUUUAAUCCCCCCACAAAACUGAAAAGCAGUAAUCUUCGAAGACGAAGCAGACCUCAACAUUUCACAAGAAGCUUGUAUCCUGUUCAAACUACUGCUGGAAUUUUUACAGCCGCUGUUGCACAACCCGAACACAUCGAGUUAAAAACAGUUGACCAGUUAAAAACAUUGAACACUCAAGGACAAACCACAAAUCCAGAUUUAACGGAUUAUUAUUAUCAUCCAGUGCCUAAGAAAGCGGCUUUACAAAGAUCUCCUUUUUAUCACUUGUCCGGCUCUUUACGGUCUAAUAUGGACGAUGAUUCUGAUAUUUCAAACCAAGCAAGAACUUCUCGAACUACAAGAAGCCAGUCAGCUGUUGUUGCAAACGAACCAGAAUUUACCUCUGUCGUCAGUUCAAACAAGCCGACAGAAGCCCCAACUGCAACCAGAUCCUCAAAAUCAGGGCCACCUAUUUUAGAGUCCAAGGAGACGAGCUUGCCUAAAACGGUCGAGUUUUUCCAGGGUCGAUCGUUUUUCGGCGAUACCGAACUUCAUAGGAUGGUUGGGGAUCUCCGAAAACAGAUGUCUACAAAGGGCCUGUGCGUCUUCGACCAUUUUAUGGGAGAGGAGAAAGGCAAAAAGAUUUUGAGUGAUGUUCUUAAAUUAUAUGAACAAGGGGGUUUUGUUAAUGGUCAGUUGGAGUCGUCCCUCAAAACUCCCCCUCCUUCUUCUUCGUCUUCUUCUUCAUCGCCAAAUCAGAGAGUGGUACGCGGAGAUGUGAUCACAUGGUUAACUGGUAACGAGAAUGGAUGUAACAAUAUUAAAUACCUUAUGGAACGUAUUGAUGCAACGGUAAUGAUGUGUGGAGAAAACUUUGGCGGUUACACCAUCAAACAACGAACGCGAGCUAUGGUGGCGUGUUAUCCUGGGAACGGAACUUACUACUUACGACAUAUCGACAACCCGUGCCAGAAUGGACGAGUCCUCACCUGUAUUUAUUACCUGAACAUUAAUUGGGAUGCCUGCAGGGAUGGGGGUCUGCUCCGAAUUUACCCACAGGGAAGUCCUGAAGUAGCGAACGUCGAACCGAUAUUUGACCGUUUGUUAUUUUUCUGGUCAGACAGUCGCAACCCCCAUGAAGUAAAACCAUCAUAUAGGGGUCGCUUUGCUAUCACCUUGUGGUACUAUGAUGAGCAAGAACAGGCUGAGUGGCAAAGACGUCGAGGGGCCGAGAUUCAAACUACUCCGUCGUCAAAUCCUUAA